Messenger RNA from Labeo rohita (rohu), 1214 nucleotides. It is a transcript of the gene ubxn8, whose product is annotated as UBX domain protein 8. Gene Ontology annotation, cellular component: nucleus; endoplasmic reticulum. The coding region runs from base 39 to 857 and encodes 272 amino acids. The transcript has 8 exons. Gene Ontology annotation, molecular function: ubiquitin binding. The record is from RefSeq and is a predicted model, not a curated record. Lineage: Eukaryota; Metazoa; Chordata; Actinopteri; Cypriniformes; Cyprinidae.
CCGGUUACUUCCGUGUUGUUAUUUGUGUUACUGCUGACAUGUCUAACAGAUAUGUUGUGUGCUGUCUUUUACUGGCAGGGUUUUGCUUCAUUUCAUGGAAACACUCGUUAAUUGGUGUCAAAGAUGUUCUGAGGUUGGCUGGACGCGGAUUCAUAUUCCUGGGAAUCUGCACAUGGCUGAUUUACAUGUUUCCGAGGUUGAAAUCUUUCUUCUGUCCAGUGUAUCAAGAGCUCCCAGACAGCCCCCUGCAAGAGGCCAAUACACAGAAACAAGAGCAAGUUAGAAGAAUUCAACAACAUCAGCACAAUGACAAGACAUCCGACUAUGCUGAAAGUGUGUUAAAGCCAAGACAGAACUUGUUACUCCAGCAGAAAAUGGAACGAUACCAUCGUAUGACAGGAGAGACCUGGAAACUCAGUCAAGGUUUUCCUGUUGGGGGAGAAGAGGAUCAGAUGUGUCAUGAUGCUGAUGUAGACAAGAACCCUAAUGAAGGAGCCAGGAGGAGACGGAAGCUUCUACAGACUGUUACUCAAGAUCCUGUCCAACAGGAAGUGCCAAAGCAGAAGAAGGUCAUAGUGUUGCCUGACGAGCCGUCAGCGGACACUGAGGGGGUUGUAAAAAUAGCUCUAAGAUGUCCAAGCGGAAGAACGAUCUACAGGAGAUUCCUCAAAACCUGGAAUUCGCUGCUCCUUAGUGACUGGAUGAUGAAGACAGGAUACCAUCCUGCUCUCUAUACGCUGUGUACAUCCUACCCCAGGAAAGUGCUGGUCAUUGCUGCAGACAUGAGCCUGGAGGAGGCUGGCAUUCACGCCAACACAGUGCUGAAUGUGGAGGAAAACGAGCAGUCCAUUACCUAAGAGCACUUCUAUUUUUUGAAAAGCUUUUAUGGACUGGAUGGAGCUAGUUAUGGAUAUCAAUAACAGUGCUGUAAUAUCAUGCACCAGUUGACAGGACUUCUUUCUUUACUUGUGCCAUAAUUGGGAUAAUUAUACUUGAGAAUCAUCUUGUCCAGAUACAAUGUUUUUGUUUUUAAUUAAAUAGGCAUAUACAACAAAUGCUACCAUGCUGUGUAAAGGAUUAAUUUUAUUUAAGAUAAUUUAGCUGUCCAUUACAUUGUUGAUAUGCUAAAAAGUUUAAAGUCACUAUGAUUUUGAGGUGUAUUAAAUUGAUUCCUGAAUCCUUAUAUUCUAUAUAUAAAUAAAUAUAUUCUGCAA